This is a messenger RNA of Gopherus evgoodei (Goodes thornscrub tortoise), 1639 nucleotides long. RefSeq names its product fibroin heavy chain. The transcript is spliced from 2 exons. Lineage: Eukaryota; Metazoa; Chordata; Testudines; Testudinidae. The record is from RefSeq and is a predicted model, not a curated record. The coding region runs from base 23 to 952 and encodes 309 amino acids.
AAUCACAUCUGCCAACCUGGCAAUGCCCAUGGGCACGAUCUGGGAAUCUCUGCAGCGGCUGGGCACAGAUGGGGAGUGUCCCGGGGGCUGGGCACGGAGGAGGGCGGCAGAGAUGGGGAGUGUCCCAGGGGCUGGGCACAGAGGAGGGGUGCACUGGGGGAGUGUCCGAGGGGCUGGGCACAGAAAAGGGGGGCACUGGGGGAGUGUCCCAGGGGCUGGAUGCAGAAAAGGGAGGUACGAGAGGGGGCAGAGAUGGGGAGUGUCCCAGGGGCUGGGCACAGAGGAGGGGUGCACUGGGGGAGUGUCCAAGGGGCUGGGCACAGAGGAGGGGGGCACUACGGGAAUGUCCGAGGGGCUGGGCACAGAAGAGGGGGGUACGAGAGGGGGCAGAGAUGGGGAGUGCCCCACGGGCUGCGCACACAAGAGGGGUGCAAUGAUGGGGAGUGUCCCAGGGAAGUGGGCACAAAAGAGGGGGCAGGGGGGGCACAGAUGGGGUGCCCCGGAGGCUGGGCACGGAGGAGCAGAGGACAGACAAUCCCCAGAACGGGGACACACACCGGGCGGGCCCCCGGCAGGCAGCAGAGCAGGGACCAGACCGAGGGGCAGCGCGGCCGGGGCUCGGAGCCGGGGCUGCGCGCAGGGAACCAGGAGCAGCGGCAGCCACCGGAGCGGAACCGGCGCUGCAGCCCCCGGGCUGCGGGUUCGGAGCCGGGCUGGGAGGCGCGGAGGCCGGAGCGCACCGGGAGCCAGGCCGGGCUGGAAGGAAGGAGCGGGGCGGGGCUGCGCUGCCCGGCACCUCCCGAAGCUGCGCCGCCUGCUAGGCCGAGGGGCCGGGCGGGGAGGGAGCGGGGAGCCGCAGGGCCGGGCCCCGGGCAGCCAGGUCCCAGCAGCAAGACGCCCAGGAUGGGCGGGGGGAGGCUGCCUGGGAGCAAAGAGGCUUUUCCAGCUCUGAUUGCCCGGGCGGGCCUAAGGCUGCGGGGCGGCUGAUGGCCCCGAGGGGGAGAGUGGCCCAUGUGGACCCCCAGGCUGGGGCGCUGAGUGCCCGGGGCGGGGUGGCCUGGCCCAUGGGGCCCCCCAGGCUGGGGGCGCUGAGUGAGGGGUGGCCUGGCCCAUGGGGCCCCCCAGGCUGGGGGCGCUGAGUGCCUGGGGCGGGGUGGCCUGGCCCAUGGGGGGGACCCCCAGGCGGGGGGCGCUGAGUGCGGGGUGGCCUGGCCCAUGGGGCCCCCUACGCUGGGGGCGCUGAGUGCGGGGUGGCCUGGCCCAUGGGAACCCCCAGGCUGGGGGCGCUGAGUGCGGGGUGGCCUGGCCCAUGGGGGGGCCCCCAGGCUGGGGGCGCUGAGUGCCCGGGGCGGGGUGACCUGGCCCAUGGGGGGGACCCCCAGGCUGGGGGCGCUGAGUGCGGGGUGGCCUGGCCCAUGGGGCCCCCAGGCUGGGGGCGCUGAGUGCGGGGUGGCCUGGCCCAUGGGGCCCCCCAGGGUGGGGCGCUGAGUGCCCGGGGUGGGGUGGCCUGGCCCAUGGGCUGCGAUGAGUCCUCCGCGCCUGCAGGGGGCGCCAAGCGCAGCGCUGCCUGUGUCCGGGCACCGAGCGCGCCCGUCCUGGGCACCUCUGCGCCUCGCUAGCCCGGGCUCUCCGCGUGCUG